Carya illinoinensis is the source of this 1296-nucleotide messenger RNA. RefSeq names its product pathogenesis-related protein 5-like. The transcript is spliced from 3 exons. The record is from RefSeq and is a predicted model, not a curated record. Gene Ontology annotation, cellular component: extracellular region. Lineage: Eukaryota; Viridiplantae; Streptophyta; Magnoliopsida; Fagales; Juglandaceae. Bases 141 to 875 code for a protein of 244 amino acids. Gene Ontology annotation, biological process: defense response.
GCUAACUUUGCUGGGUUCCUCAUAGCAACUAUAGGCAGCAAGCCCCCCUAAUAAGUGAUCACAGAUGCAACGCACCAUACCCUAAAGGAUUCCCUCAAAGUUUCUUCAUUCAAUAUCCUCCUCCUCUCACAUAAACAACAAUGGGAGCAGAAAAUGCAUUCGCGUUCUUUCUUCUCCUUCUCCUUUUGAUCUCCUCAGGUACCAUGGCUUCAGCUGCCAUUCUUUCCUUUGAGAAUCAAUGCAGCUACACGGUGUGGCCUGCAAUUAUCUCUGGAAAUGGUCCCACCCUCGGGGAUGGCGGGUUUUCCUUGGCACCGGGAAAAUUGGUCCAGCUCAUUGCCGACCCCGGCUGGUCCGGCAGGGUCUGGGCCCGAACUGGGUGCAACUUUGACUCCUCAGGCAACGGUAAAUGCCUCACAGGUGAUUGUGGCUCGCUAAAUUGCAACGGAGACGGCCAGCCACCUGUCACAUUAGCCCAGAUCAUCAUCGCAUCGGGAACCACCGACAAUAGCUUCUAUGAUGUCAGCUUGGUCAACGGCUACAACGUUGGCAUGCGCAUCAAUGUCACCGGCAGAACAAAUGACUGCCAGUACGCAGGCUGCAUCAACGACUUGAACGGCAACUGUCCGCCGGAGUUGCAGGUGGUUGUUUCUGGCUCGGUGGUGGCGUGCAAGAGCGCAUGCGAGGCAUUCAAUGCGGCCCAGUUUUGUUGUGGAGACGACUACUCCACGCCACAAACUUGCUCGCCAACGCAGUACUCUGAACACUUCAAAAAAGCAUGUCCGAAUGCAUAUAGCUACCCUUACGAUGAUGUUUCAAGCCGUUUCACUUGCUCUGGGUCGAAUUACUCAAUCACGUUUUGCCCAACUGGAUAGUGAUCAUUAUUGACAGAUUCUAGGGGAGAUGCGAGCUGUGAAUGUUUCGUACAGGCAGAUACACUUCAUUUCUAGAAGAAAACAUUUGUGUAGGAGAGAAUAAGGCUUGAAAGACAUGGGAUGAUAUAUUACAACGCGAGUAUGAAGUUCGGAAAAGGGAAGAUAGAGAGAGAGAUAGUGACAAAUCUGAAAAAAGAAAAGAAAAAAUUAUUGUAUUUGUACUGGAUUGUCACAUUUGUAAUGGUGUUUACUUGGUUCGGAUAAAUUUCAUUUAAAAAGCACGUUGUAUGGAUUAGAUGGUUUUUGAAUGAAAACAACUUGUGCACUUCAAUCGACUUUGUAAACUUUAGGUGAAGUCUUUAUGUAGUUAUGUUGCUCGAUUAUGAUCAUAUACUCUAUAAUUCAUGAGAUUUUUCUUUUC